Molecule: messenger RNA, 873 nt
Organism: Exophiala dermatitidis NIH/UT8656
Lineage: Eukaryota; Fungi; Ascomycota; Eurotiomycetes; Chaetothyriales; Herpotrichiellaceae
Product: 15-hydroxyprostaglandin dehydrogenase (NAD)
Exons: 4
Coding region: 1-873 (290 amino acids)
Cellular component (GO): cytoplasm
Molecular function (GO): oxidoreductase activity, acting on the CH-OH group of donors, NAD or NADP as acceptor
Source: RefSeq, a predicted model, not a curated record
AUGGGCAAAGCCCUAGCCACAGACCUUGUAUCCAAAGGCUGGAACGUGGCAUGCGUCGACAUCAACUCAGAAGCAGGCCAAGCCGUGGCAGCGAACCUAGGCAACCAAGCAAUCUUCAUCAAAUGCAGAGUGGACGACUACGACGAACAAGCGCAAGCAUUCACCCAAACAUUCGAGAAAUGGGGUCGUCUUGACGCCGCCUGCUUGAACGCCGGUUACGUCGACCGCACCUCGAUUUUCCAGCUGAAAGCCAGAAACAGCGACGCCGCCGACACCUUACCGCCGAAACCGGAUUUGUCAUGCACCGACGUCUGCUGGAAGGCCGUUGUGUAUGGCACGAUGCUGGCGGUGCAUUUCAUGCGCAAGAACGCCACUCCGGGAGGUCAAAUUGUUGCGACAUCUAGCGCUUGGGGUCAUUAUGGAUGUCCGACGGCGCCGGAGUAUAGUGGUGCGAAAGCGGCGGUCAUUGAAUUCUGCCGCGCUGCUGCUCCGGUGUUGAAAAUGAGGGAUAACAUCACCAUCAACGCCGUUUUACCGGGCCUUGUUAGGACUGGAGUGACACUCCCUGCCAUGUUGGAUUCCUAUACUCCUGAAUAUAUCACGCCAAUCGAGAAUGUUCUUGCCAGUUACAACAGGUUUCUAGAGGAUCCGUCGCUGAACGGCCAGUUUCUGUACUGUGCUGGGCCGGCACCGGAUGAUAUCCAGUUCGUGCCGCGACCUUCCCGGCCUACGGGCGACCAGUCGUGGAUCAUGGAAUUGGUCUGCGAGCCACUGUUUGAACGGGUGCAUGGCGAGCGGUCGGGGUUGCCGGAUGCAUUUUCGCCGGAAAAGCCGGGGCUUCAUGUGAAAGAUCAAGCUCAACAGGGGCAAUAG